Messenger RNA from Rhipicephalus microplus (southern cattle tick), 630 nucleotides. RefSeq lists its product as uncharacterized. The record is from RefSeq and is a predicted model, not a curated record. NCBI's taxonomy places the organism in Eukaryota, Metazoa, Arthropoda, Arachnida, Ixodida, Ixodidae.
GCCUCUGCGGCGAUACGUGAUUCUGUGUUUCAAGAGUCAGACGUGUGAUAUCUGCUAAGUUUCAGGCAAAGCCUCAGAAGGUUCCGUCAUGGACACCAGGUCGGUGGCAUUCGCACUGCUAUGCACAGUGCUCACGGUCUACGCUCAGCCGUACGACGGGGGCAUCAUCCGUUCACCCGGAGACUUUUACGAGGAUCGCCCAGGUGGACUGAAUCGUGGAGGCGGUCUCGAAAGGGAGUUCGCCGGUGGCCUCGAAAGGGAGUCAGUUGGUGGCUACGGAGGCGGGUAUCGAAACCGGGGCCCUCAAAGGUUUCCAGUGUACGCAUCUGAAAGCUAUCCCGCUAGAAGGCCGGGAAGGCUGCCAAAUCGGGAGGUCUACCCCGGAGGCUUGCCAGGAGGAACCAGCCCGACACUUUGCGGAGGUCACAUAUGCCCCGUCGGAAGCCGGUGUGUGUCACUACGGAGCAAUUGUGUGAGGAAACCAUGCCAUCCUACCAAGAUAUGUGUUUCCUAGGUCACAUACGAUUCAACGGGCCAGACAAAUAACAGCCACAUCUCCAGAAAAAAUAUGAAGAAAGUUAUGUCUCACCUUUAUUAACCGGAAAUAAACUAGUAUAAUACAAUGCAGCA